Molecule: messenger RNA, 780 nt
Organism: Lactuca virosa
Lineage: Eukaryota; Viridiplantae; Streptophyta; Magnoliopsida; Asterales; Asteraceae
Source: the annotation of a GenBank genome assembly
AUGCAACCAGCGAAAAGAGAGGGCGAGAUCGGGAAACUCGCCGGAGCUACCUGUCGGAGUUCUAGAAGACAACCGGCGAGAAGAAAGGUUGGAAGGUCUAAGGCAGAUUACUCGUUUGAACACGAAUCAAAUACGGAUGGUAGUCAACAAAAGAAGAAAAUUAAAAAAGAUGAUAAAAAGAUUGGGGGUUUGGCAUCGAGGAAGAGAAUUUCAUUGAUAAAAAUGUCGGAAGAUUCGAUUUGGGUGACUGGAGUUAGUGGUUCGAUCUGUGAGAGAUUCUGGAAUGAUGUGCAGUGGGUGAUUACACCUCAUGAACUCCCUGUACAAGCUGGUUAUAUGGUUUUUGUGUUCUUGAUCAAUCACACAGUUCUUGCUCUUUCUGAAGCAGGAAUCUUAUACCAGAUGCAACUAAGUGAAAAUUCACAGCCGAUACGGAUCGAGUACGCACCAAUUCAAGAUUCUAGCACAAUCAUGUUCAUCAAAUAUGGUGUUAUAUCACAUAAUACAGAGAGGAUCUAUUUCUGCACGAAAAAUGGGCUGCUAUUGGAGCUUAUUGAGGCUGAUCCUCCAAGAUGGAUAAACCAUGGGAAGCCUCCUGGUGCAGAUGUUGUAGCCAUAGUAAAUGCUCCUGGAAUUAGGGCACAAGUCGUAUUCACCAUAAGUUUGUCGGGGGAUUUGUACGAAUUUGAUAGGAAUUCGAAGCCAUUAUGGAAGAAACACAUAUGGAGUAAAGAAUCGGGUCAUGACACUGCUUUGACACCAUCGAGUGGCGAACAAUAG